AUAAAUUAAAUAAACAACAAUAGUUUACGCGAGCGAGUUUCAGUGGUGCCCUGUUCUGUUGAAUUUAUAGUGAAAAUCAUGAAUGAUAAUGAAUAUAUUCACUGUCGCCUUUGCGCACAUUUCAAGCCAAAAUACUCAUUAAUACACCUAAUAUCAGAGGAACCACAUUGCCAAGAUAUUGUCAAAUGGUUGUCCCGAUUCAACGUUCAAAUAAACUUAAACGACAAUAAUUUGCCAAAAAUGGCCUGUAUUACUUGUAUAGCGUCGCUAGAACGAGCAUUUGAUUUCAUUGCUGCCGUGGAGCGAGCACAAUCUACUCUAAACGAUAUAAUUUUACAGCCACAGCUUGUGAAGGAAGAACAUUUUUCUGAUGAUGAAAACAUUGUUUACGAGGGUCCAGCGGACUACGACAAUGAAAUCGCGAUUAUUAAAGUCGAAUCUAAUAAAACAGAUUCCACUUCUGAAAUAUCGGUAGAAAAUAAUAUAGAAAAUUCAUCAGAAGAAAAGAAAAAAAGGCUUCUUUGCACCAGUGUGGACAAUUUACCUUUAGCUCAGGUGCACAUGUCUUGGAAAGAUUUUCAGUGGCUAUGCAGCCACUGUGAGACACAAUUCCCCACAUCCGAGGAGCUUCAGAUUCAUUCUAUGCAACACCACAAGGUCUGUAACCCAUACCAGUGUACAGAUUGCAAAGCAAAAAUAUUUCGACUCGACCGCUUUCUAAAACAUGUUAAACUGCACAGAAAGUACUUGAAAUUCUCAUGUUACAAGUGCCACUUGAAGUUUUUUACUUCAAAAGACUGUUUGAAACAUACAGAUGAACAUAAAGAAACGGAUUAUGUUUGUAGCGGAUGCAAUGAAAAUUUUGAAUGCCAACAAGAACUAGACGAGCACACCAGUACGUACUGCAGAGGAUCAGUAAGAAAGGAGACCAUUGGAGAAGAACCGGUAAUAGUAGGAGAUAGCUUAACUUGCACAGUUUGUAACAAAACAUAUAUGAGCAAAAAGACCUUGAUUACACACAUGUGGAUUCACACACGCAAGCAAAAGAGUUAUACUUGUGAUGUUUGUGGUAAAAGUUUCUACCAGAAAGGAAACUUACAGGACCAUAUUUUACAUCACAGCGAUUCAAGGCCAUAUCAAUGCGAAAUUUGUAAAUCGUCCUACAAAACCAAACGCGGGUUACGCUCACAUAUAACAAGUCAUAAUGCUGAGAAGCCAUUUGCCUGUGAUCAGUGCGGAAAAUGUUUCCGUUUGAAAAAGCAACUCAGUAACCACAGUAUUGUUCACACAGAUUCUUAUCCUCAUGUGUGCAGUUAUUGCAAUAAAGGUUUCCGUUUCAAGCCGUUAUUGACUCUGCAUUUGCGCCAGCAUACUGGUGUUAAGCCGUACUCAUGUGAAAUUUGCCAAAGAGAAUUCACUAAUUGGUCCAAUUACAACAAGCAUAUGAAAAGGCUACAUAACACAGAUAUGGCUAAGACGAAACAUACUCCUCAGAAGUUACCCAUUGAUCCUGUUACUGAAGUUUUUUCUAAUAAAGCAUUUGAAGAAAAAAAGAAAAUUCUGGAACUGAGUAAAAAAGGUAGAUGCAAGAAAAAUGCAGGCACUGAUAAAGGAAAAGACAAAAAUAGUAAUAAUAAAGAGUAAUGUGGCAUUAACUUCAGAUCUGAAAGACUUUUUUAGGAUUUUUUGCCUCAAUUUGUUUUAAAAAACUGUGCUUUUAAUCCAAAAAUUAUGUUGAUUUUUUUAUUUGGAUUAAUUAUAUAAGUGCUCAAUCAAAUGGCCUAGGUACUUGCUAAAUAAAAUUCAUAAUUUGUGACUGUAAUAAUUGAUAAUCAGAAAAAAGGUAUUGUUAACUUUAAAAAGGCUUUAUUCCUCAAAAAUGGUUUAUUGAAAUAAAAAUAUUAUGACAGUAAAAA
Helicoverpa zea (corn earworm) is the source of this 1916-nucleotide messenger RNA. Its product is annotated as gastrula zinc finger protein XlCGF57.1-like. Gene Ontology annotation, cellular component: nucleus. Lineage: Eukaryota; Metazoa; Arthropoda; Insecta; Lepidoptera; Noctuidae. The transcript has a single exon. Gene Ontology annotation, biological process: regulation of transcription by RNA polymerase II. The record is from RefSeq and is a predicted model, not a curated record. Gene Ontology annotation, molecular function: DNA-binding transcription factor activity; RNA polymerase II cis-regulatory region sequence-specific DNA binding; zinc ion binding. Bases 79 to 1644 code for a protein of 521 amino acids.